Messenger RNA from Lycium barbarum (goji berry), 2770 nucleotides. RefSeq lists its product as uncharacterized. NCBI's taxonomy places the organism in Eukaryota, Viridiplantae, Streptophyta, Magnoliopsida, Solanales, Solanaceae. Bases 1905 to 2564 code for a protein of 219 amino acids. The transcript has 6 exons. The record is from RefSeq and is a predicted model, not a curated record.
GUGGCCCACUUAAAUAUGACUAUGAAAUGUAUGUUAGAAGGUGCUCGCUACAGCAAAGGGAUGAGGACUAGGGCUUAGAUUUAUGAGACGAGAACGAGGGUUUAGAUCUAUGUGCUCUUUGGGGGUGUCUGAAAAUGAGGUGGGAUCCUUCCAUAAGAGUGUUCCUUAUGCUAGUCAAUGUAUGCCAACACCUUCUAACCAUACAAGAUCAAUGCCAACACCUUCUAACUAUACAAGAUCACAUUCUACAAUGUCUACUACUCACGGAGUACGAACAACGAAUAAAAAUCCCUUGGCUCUUGAGAAACGGCAUAUGCAAACUAAUAUUCCAUCUUUUUCAUCUAUUGCUGAAGUUUUGUAAUACAUCCAAAAAGUAGAAACAAGUAGAUAUCUAAAAUCUAAUAUUUUUCAGAAUUUAAUUUAAUUUAAUUUAAUGCUAACGUUUUUACUGAUUUGAUUUCUUGCACCAGAUGCUCUAGGAAAGGGACGAGGGCGAGGGCUUAGAUCUAUGUGUUCCUUUGAAGAGUCUGAAAAUGAGGAGGGAUCCUUCCAUCGGAAUGAUAAUUAUGCUAGUCAAACUAUUACAAGACCUUCUAACAAUACAAUAUUAGAUUCUACCAUGUCUGUCGCUCAAGGGUUGUGAACAACUAAUAAAAUUCUUUUGGUUCAUGAGAAAGAGCAUAUGCAAACUGAUAUUCCAUUUUCUUCUUCUACUGAUCAAGUUAUGCAGUCCACCCAAAAUGUUGAAACUAGUAUGGUUUCUCAAAUCUUUUCUUAUUUUCUUAUUCUUGAUUUCACUAUAAAUCCUAACAGAGAUGAGCAAAAAGAGAUUUUCAAUUUGAAUAUGAAAGUUUUUAAGGAGCAGGCGUGAAUUAUUGAAUUUUUAGAUGUUUUGCUGGUUCCUAAAAAAUUUCAGUAACUUUUUUUUUUUUACUACUUAAGGACAAUCAGUUAGUUCGAAUAUAGUUUUAGUUUUAUUACAUGUUUUGAGUGUCAAGUUUGAGGAUCUUGUAUUUGAUGAUUUGGGUUCCUGAGUUGUCACAUGGGCAUGAGUAUUUUUUUUUUCUUGGGUGUUUUCUUUGGUUGAGGUUAAAUUUUGGAUUAUAAUGUUUAUAUUGACCAUAAAUUUUCUGUUACACAUGAAGAGUUAUUAAGUAACCUCUUAAUUAUCCUGUUCACUGUUAUGUUUUGCUUCAAGCAAACUGCUUUAGUGCUCUUUGAUUGCCUAGUUUCAACCUAUUUUUUUGCCUCACUUAUCAAAAGAUCCUAUUUCCUGCACCAAGUGCUUUAGGGAAGAAACGAGGGCUUAGGUCUAUGUGCUCCUUUGAAGAGUUUAAAAAUGAGGAGGGAUCAUUCUAUUAGAAUGCUCAUUAUGCUAGUAAAAGUAUGUUAAGACCUUCUAAUAGUACAAGAUCAAAUUCUACUAUGUAGGAUUGCGAACAACAAAUAAAACCCUUUGGUUCAUGAUGAAGAGCAUAUGCAAAGUGAUACUCCAAUUUCUCCUUCUACUGAUCAAGUUAUGUUGUCCACCCAAACAAUUGAGACAAGUUCAUGUACUACUGGAAAGGUAAAAAAAGGUUCGAGGAAGUAACAAGUGCAAAGAAGUUGCAUCACUUGAAGUUGGACAGAAGCUAAAAGUGACACUUUACAAUAAUCGAACAGUUGGAAAGAAUAGCAAUCUAUUUUCGAGGCACUUGGGAAAAAUAGUUCGUGACCGUAAUAUGUGUCCGUUGGGAGUAUCACCGUGGAAUGACAUUAAGGAAGAAAAGUUAAAUCAUAUGUGGCUAGCUGUUAAGAAGGUAAAUAAGUUAUAAGUCCCAUGAAAGGCUUUACAAACCAUUACCGACGUCCUUCUGUUAUUCCGUGCUUGGACCAGUGAAUGUGAUCUAGCAUUAUUUUGGGCCAUGGGAAGAAGAGUGGAUGAAACACUAUUAACUUCUUCUGAUAAAUUUGAGAGUGAUUACAUGGAUAUUCAUCGCGAUCAUAUUUUGAGAUGGAUGAAAGAGUUAAGGAACAAAUGGAGAGGAAAAUUGCAUGCAAAGUAUGUGAAGGGUAAGCCAAUCGAAGAGGCUCUUAAGAAUAUGCCGAAGAGGGUCGACAAGAAAAAAUGGGGGUGGUUGGUAAAGGAACAUUUUUCUACAGAGGGUUUUCAGGGAAGAAGCAACAGGAACGCAGCAAAUAGAGCUAAGUUGAAGAUGCUUCAUCAUAUUGGUAGCAAGGCAAUUAGAGAGAUUAUUUAUCAAAAGGCUCAAAUUGAAGAAUUGGUGCAGUCCGAACCGUCUCUUCUUAGUAUAGAAAUUGUAGAAAAAUGCUUUGGACCUCAAAAUCAUAGCCAUGUAUUUGGCUUUGGGGGUGGAGUAAAGGCAAAAGAUUUGAAAGGUGGAACUUCCUCAAAGGCUGAAUUAUUUUUUGAGCUACGUUCAACUCGAGAGGAAAAUCAAUCUUUAGAAGAUCAGUUGUCUAACUUCGAAAAUGAGAUGAAAGAAAUGAAGCAAUUAAAAGUGUGGGUUUUAGCUCAAUACUCCAAUUUCCAGCCUACUGCAUCAGAAUGCUCAGCAGAAUGACUACUCCUUUAAUGAUACCAAGUUAGUAAUAACAUACCCAAAACUUUAAUUGUUCUUUAAAAUAUAUUUGCUUGCUCGGUCAAUUUUUGAAGCACACGCAUACUCCCUGUCUUGACCAGAUGAAUAUAAUGUGCCCUUCUUAUGCAACUAACUGUUAACUGCCAUUGCAAAUUUGCAAUAUGUAUUAAUAGGUUAAGAAAUGAAAU